GUGGCCUGUCUCCGGCGGGAGGCGGGGUUCCCCGCACGCCGCGGGGUGCAGGCACACAGACUGAACCUGCUACCUGCAGAGUGCAUCCGGGCGGGACACUGUGGCCGCAGGUCUGGGACGAGGGUCCCCGAGGCUGCGGCUGUGAGGCCGGGAGGUGGCCAUUCCUUCCUGGAGUGCUGGGGCAGUGGGCGUCCACGUCGGGCCUGAGGCUAGCUCUUCCUGGGCUGCUCUCUGCUCUUCCCUGGGCUGUGUCUCUUCUCAGUAGGAAGGGCAGCCCAGGUGGCCGCUGCCAUGGCCUUUCCCCAUCGGCCGGACGCCCCUGAGCUACCUGACUUCUCCAUGCUCAAGAGGCUGGCCCGAGACCAACUCAUCUACCUCCUGGAGCAGCUUCCUGGAAAAAAAGAUUUGUUCAUCGAGGCAGAUCUCAUGAGCCCUUUGGAUCGAAUUGCCAACGUGUCCAUCCUGAAGCAACACGAAGUGGACAAGCUGUACAAGGUGGAGAACAAGCCAGCCCUCAGCUCCAGUGAACAGUUGUGCUUCUUGGUGAGACCCCGCAUCAGGAACAUGCGAUACAUUGCCAAUCUCGUCAAUGCUGACAAAGUGGCUGGCCGAACUCGGAAAUACAAGGUGAUCUUCAGCCCUCAGAAGUUUUACGCGUGUGAGAUGGUGCUGGAGGAAGAGGGGAUCUAUGGAGAUGUGAGCUGUGAUGAAUGGGCCUUCUCUUUGCUGCCUCUUGAUGUGGAUCUGCUGAGCAUGGAGCUGCCAGAAUUCUUCAGGGACUACUUCCUGGAAGGAGACCAGCGCUGGAUCAACACCGUGGCUCAGGCUUUGCAUCUUCUCAGCACCCUCUAUGGGCCCUUUCCCAACUGCUAUGGCAUUGGCAGGUGUGCCAAGAUGUCCUAUGAAUUGUGGAGGCAACUGGAAGAGGAAGAGGAUGGUGAAACCAAGGGCCGAAGGCCAGAAAUCGGGCAUAUAUUUCUGCUGGACAGAGACGUGGACUUCGUCACGGCGCUUUGCUCCCAGGUGGUUUACGAGGGCCUGGUGGAUGACACCUUCCGCAUCAAGUGUGGGAGUGUCGACUUUGGCCCCGAAGUGACAUCCUCGGACAAGAGCCUGAAGGUGUUGCUCAAUGCUGAGGACAAGGUGUUCAGCGAGAUCCGUAACGAGCACUUCUCCAAUGUCUUUGGCUUCCUGAGCCAGAAGGCCCGGAACCUGCAGGCCCAGUAUGAUCGCCGGCGUGGGAUGGACAUUAAGCAGAUGAAGAAUUUCGUGUCCCGCGAGCUCAAGGGGCUGAAGCAGGAGCACCGCCUGCUGAGUCUCCAUAUUGGGGCCUGUGAAUCGAUCAUGAAGAAGAAGACCAAGCAGGACUUCCAGGAACUGAUCAAGACGGAGCAUGCGCUGCUGGAGGGGUUCAACAUCCGGGAGGGCACCAGCUACAUCGAAGAACACAUAGACCGGCAGGUGUCACCUAUAGAGAGCCUGCGCCUCAUGUGCCUCUUGUCCAUCACCGAGAACGGUUUGAUCCCCAAGGAUUACCGGUCUCUGAAAACACAGUAUCUGCAGAGCUACGGCCCUGAGCACCUGCUGACCUUCUCCAACCUGCGGCGAGCUGGGCUCCUAACGGAGCAGGCCCCAGGGGACACGCUCACAGCUGUGGAGAGUAAAGUGAGCAAGCUGGUGACCGACAAGGCUGCCGGAAAGAUUACCGAUGCCUUCAGUUCUCUGGCGAAGAGGAGCAAUUUCCGAGCCAUCAGCAAAAAACUGAAUUUGAUCCCACGUGUGGAUGGCGAGUACGACCUGAAGGUGCCCCGGGACAUGGCGUACGUCUUCAGUGGAGCUUAUGUGCCCCUGAGCUGCCGGAUCGUGGAGCUGGUGCUGGAGCGGCGAAGCUGGCAGGGCCUCGAUGAGGUGGUGCGGCUGCUGAACUGCAGCGAGUGUGCCUUCACAGACAUGGCCAAGGAGGACAAGGCUUCCAGCGAGUCCCUGCGCCUCAUCUUGGUGGUGUUCUUAGGAGGCUGCACGUUCUCUGAGAUCUCGGCCCUCCGCUUCCUGGGCAGAGAGAAAGAUUUAUUUAUUUGAAAGAGUAACAGAGAGAGAGAGAAUUUUCCAUCCUGUGGUUCACUUCCCAAAUGGCCACAACAUCCAAGGCUGGGCCGGGCUGAAGCCAGGAGACUGGAACUUCAUCUGGGUCUCCCACGUGGAUGGCAGGGCCCCAAGGACUUGGGCCAUCUUCUACUGCUUUCCCAGGCCACAGCAGAGAGCUGGAUUGGAAGAGGAGCAGCCGGGACUCGAACCAGCGCCCGUAUGGGAUGCUGGUGCUUCAGGCCAGGGCGUUAACCCGCUGAGUCACAGCGCCAGCCCCCAGAGUGCACAUUUGAGUCCAGGCUCUGCUUCUGAUCCAGGUUCCUGCUAGCGCACCUGGGAAGGCAGUGAUCAGUCCCAGCUACCGUGGGUGUCUGAGUGAACCAGCGGCUCUAAGAUCUCUGUCUCUCCCUCUCCCUGUAACUCUGCCUUCCAAAUAAAUAAAUCUCAAAACUAAAUUGCAUAAAAUAAUUACGAUGUAAGUAUCAAUAGCAAAGUAGUUGGAUUAUGAAACAGCCACAUGCCAAGAUGCUUUGCAGCCAUAAAUCACUAGGGAGAAUAUGUGUAGGCCCUUAGGGAUGUAGUCUGUGUUCUUCAGAAAUGGAGGCUA
Molecule: messenger RNA, 2692 nt
Organism: Lepus europaeus (European hare)
Lineage: Eukaryota; Metazoa; Chordata; Mammalia; Lagomorpha; Leporidae
Gene: VPS33B
Product: VPS33B late endosome and lysosome associated
Exons: 23
Coding region: 292-2079 (595 amino acids)
Biological process (GO): intracellular protein transport; vesicle-mediated transport
Cellular component (GO): CORVET complex; lysosome
Source: RefSeq, a predicted model, not a curated record